GCCGCGGUCCCGAUCAGCUGUUGUGGUUCACCGGCUGUCAUUCACCAGAUUUACCAAACCUUCUGCCCGGUUCCCCGGUUCAUCAUGGCCAGCCCACCAUCCGACCAGAGCAAGGUGUUCAACGAUCCCAUCCACGGCCACAUGGAGAUGGACCCUCUGCUCGUCAGAAUCAUCGACACGCCUCAGUUCCAGAGGCUCCGUCACAUCAAGCAGCUCGGGGGGGCCUACUAUGUUUUCCCCGGAGCCUCCCACAACCGCUUCGAGCACUCCCUCGGGGUGGCGCAUCUGGCUGGAAAACUGGUCCGAGCUCUGCAUCAGAGGCAGCUGGAGCUCAAGAUCACCCCCGGAGAAUUCACCCCCGGAGACAUCACCCCCAGAGACAUCCUCUGCGUGCAGAUCGCCGGGCUCUGCCACGACCUCGGACACGGGCCUUUCUCCCACAUGUUUGACAAAAAGUUUAUCCCUAAAGCACGUCCAGGUUACAAGUGGAAGCAUGAGAAGGCCUCCGUGGACAUGUUUGAGCACCUGGUGGAAGUCAACAAUCUGGAGGCUGAGAUGAAGAAGAAGGAGCACGGCCUGGAGCUGCCCGACGACCUGUACUUCAUCAAGGAACUGAUCGCUGGGCAGAAGGACCAGAAGCAGCCAGAUGGGUUGAAGGAUCCGGAUGAGUGGAAGCGCCGCCAUGAAGACAAGUCCUUCCUCUAUGAGAUUGUGUCCAACAAAAGAAACAGCAUCGAUGUGGACAAGUGGGACUACUUUGCCAGGGACUGCUACCACCUGGGCAUCAAGAACAACUUUGACUAUAGCCGCUGCCUGAUGUUCGCCAGAGUGUGUAAGGUAGACGGGGAGGAGCAGAUCUGCUUCAGAGACAAGGAAGUGGGAAAUCUGUAUGACAUGUUCCACACAAGGAACUGUCUCCACCGGAGAGCCUACCAGCACAGAGUGGCCAACAUCGUGGAGACUAUGAUCACGGAGGCCUUUUUGAAAGCAGAAGGACACAUUCUGUUCAACGAACUCCCUCUCUCCGCUACCAUCGAUGACAUGGAGGCCUACACCAAGGUGACAGAUGACGUCUUUAAUCAAAUACUCAACUCAUCCUCCGAUGAGCUGAAAGAGUCAAGGAACAUUCUUCAAGCCGUUGUGGGUCGACGCCUCUACGCAUGUAUCGGCCAGGCUCAGCCGACGCGACGCGUGAACCUCGAAGAGAUGGAAGCGAGCUGGGAAGCUGCUCUGGCUCGACAGGUCCCUCCGGUUCUGGAUCGUGGGGACUUCUUUGUUGAUGUCAUCAACUUUGACUAUGGGAUGAAGGACGAGAACCCCAUCGACAGCGUGCGCUUCUACAAAAAGGACAAACCGAGCAAAGCCUUCAAGAUCAGCAAGAAUCAGGUGUCUGGCUUUCUCCCGGAGAAGUUCAGCGAGCAGCUGAUCAGAGUUUACUGCAAAAAGGAUGACAGCAACGACGACAACGACAGCAAUCACUCCAAGGAUGAGCCUCUAAACUUUGCCCAGUGGUGCUCCGACAACAAAUUCCAGAUGCUUCAGGACGAAGACAGAAAAGCCCCCGAUGGGACUCCUGAAGACCAACAGGACGACAUGAAGGAAGUAAACCCAGUUGGUACUAAUGUAGAGUAG
Pungitius pungitius (ninespine stickleback) is the source of this 1632-nucleotide messenger RNA. Its product is annotated as deoxynucleoside triphosphate triphosphohydrolase SAMHD1-like. Bases 85 to 1632 code for a protein of 515 amino acids. NCBI's taxonomy places the organism in Eukaryota, Metazoa, Chordata, Actinopteri, Perciformes, Gasterosteidae. Gene Ontology annotation, molecular function: dGTPase activity. Gene Ontology annotation, cellular component: nucleus. The transcript has 14 exons. Gene Ontology annotation, biological process: dGTP catabolic process; regulation of innate immune response; defense response to virus. The record is from RefSeq and is a predicted model, not a curated record.